ACUCUUCCUGCACGUUGAGGAGUCUUGAUUUGUUCUUAGUGAUUUAUAUUUUCAAGAGAUGCAAGGAUGGGGAUUUUAUCUGCUCCAAGAUGAAGAUAUGUUAUUUCAUUACUUAUUUAUCCUUUUCUACUUUUAUUUAAAUAUAUUUCCUUUUUUUUUUUAAUCUUGAUACUCACUAUUCAUAUCUAAAAUUGAACUUAUAGGAAUUUCGAAUAAUAGAUUUUUAGUCACAAAGUCUCUUGAAUGCGCGCAAAACAUGGGCAAAAUUUGUAGGAUGCAGCUUAAGGUGCUGAAUAAGGGAUCCCAAAAAGGAGAUAGUACUGUAUACUUGUGACUGAAUUAACUCAUUAAGAGGGCAAAAAAUAAAUACAAAACAGAAUGGAGAUAUUAGACAGACCUAAAAUGUGAAACUGGCCAUUGGCGAGGCAUUGGAAAUAGGCUAGGGAUGUGACAUAAAUGUUUCACUAAGAAUGCUAAUUAUCAAAAGUUCUCAAGUUGGGGAGUAUAUUUUAAUUAUCCCUUGCUUGCAUCCAACUUCUUAAUUUUGUCAUGAUUCAUGAAUAGAGUCUUCGUUAACUGUUGAAAGUUGCUGAACAAAGCAGGGGUUUUGGGUCAUUUAUGCAAUUUAUCUUUUUUUAAUUCCUUUUAUUAUUUUAUUCAGUCCAGGACUUAGGCGCUACCUUCUGUUAUGAUUUUACAAGAUUAAACCUAGAUUGGAUUCUCCCAGAUACCGGGCUAUGCCGGGCAGGCAUGUUGCCUAAGUAUUUCUCUAUUUAACCUAAUGAAUAAUGAGAGAACAGUAUGAAUCGGAGCCAUGGCUUCUCAUCUGCAUUCUCUCCUUCUAUUUGGCCAAUUCCAAGUCCUAGCCUCUAAAACUUCAAUUGGCUCAUUCUUAUUGCUAUCUAACCCUGCAAAUGAAUGUGUCUCGAUAUGGUGACCUCUUCAUUAGGAAUAAUUUGUCCUAACCUUCUUGGAUAAAUAUCACGUUAAUGGCCUUAGGCAAGACAUACAACGGGAAUUUAGAGUAAGCUACCUUGAGAACAUUAAAGAAGCUUAUCAUCAAUCGAUAGAAAUAGGUUCAGUAACUAGGUAUCCCUCUGUUAUUGCUCUGGUACCAUGUAGGUUUCAUAACAUUUAUUCCAUAAAUUGAAGAGUACAACACAGAACUAUAUAUCCUAGUUCUGGAAACCCUAAAAUGAUCAAACAGAUUGACUAAGAUAAGAUAAAACAAUCUAAUAAAUCUAAUCUAUUCUAAUCCCGUAUAAUUAGUUAUAUAAUAGAAAAAUAUAAAAAGUAAAUAGGACUUGAAUAUUUUGAAUAAAACUGAAAUAAAUAUCUGAAUAUUGGAAGAUGCCAUCCAACAAUUUGAAAAACCUGGAAGUCCCGUUAAAAAAGAAAGAUAUCAAAGUGGGCAAACUAAUCUAUCUUUCCCAUGCCGGACCUGAUAUUGUAUUCCUGUGGUAAGCCAACACAUGAAUAACCUGCAUGAACAACACUUAGCGGCAGUUUAAAAUAUACUUAGAUACUUGAAAUUUGCACCGGGUAAAUGUUUGUACUUUAGAAAAUCCACUGAAAGGGGAAUACAAUUUUACUCUUAUGCAGAUUGUUAAGGCUCUUAAGAGGAUAGUUGCUCUACCACUGGUUAUCUUGUAGCAAUAUUGAAUCAGAAUUAUGGGCACUAGCAUUAGGUAUUUGUGAAGGCCUAGGGCUGGAUAGACUGUUUAAGGGACUGAAAUUAAAGUCUGAAGGGCAACUGAAGUUGUUCCGUGAUAUGUCUACUAUUAAGAUUGUAAAGAACCUUGUUUAUCAUGAUAGAACUAAACAUGUGAUGAUAGAUCGUCAUUUCAUUAAAGAAAAGAUUGAGUUCGAUCAAGUAGAGUUGAUUCACAUGUUUUCCAAACAAUGUACAGCAGAUGUACUCACUAAAGCGAUUCAAAAUCUAAGAUUUGAUGAAUUGUGUCUAGAUGGGCUUGUUUAACAUAUAUUCCCCUUUUUAGGUCAUUUAUUCACUUUAUUUAUCGGAUUUUUAUUCCUUUUAUUAUUUUAUUUAGUCUAGGACUCGUAGUAUGUACGCACCUAAUGAAUAAUGAGAGAACAGUAUAGCUGAUCAAUAUAGAGGUCGGAAACUUCAUUAACACUUCAACAACUAGCUAGAGUGUCAGUCAAGGUAUAUGAUAGUUCAAGGACACUAUAAUGUGCCUUUUAUUUGAUGAAAUGAUGACCAAUUUCCACAUAUAUUGUUUAAUCAUAUUGGACUGGAUGUUUGCAAUAUUGAUUGUCAAGGUUGCCACUCAAGAUCUUCAUAGGACCUUUUCACUGAAUUUUAAGUUCACUCAACAAGACAAAAUUACAAAUUUGGGGACAAAGUUGCACAAUCUUGGAAGUUUUCAAAUAAUGACUAUUUUUUUCAAAUUUAAUCAUUAAGAUUUGUUUCCCUAUUAAAAAUGGGAAAAUGAGUUGCAAAUUCAACAAGUCAAUAUUGUAAAUUUGAGAGGCAAAGUUGAAAAAUAUCAAAACAUCAAAUUUAGGAGACAAUGAAAAUCUGCUGAUGUGCACACUGAAGCUCUAUCCAAGGCUUAGUUUGAAGACUUAACAAGCAAGCUACGACUGAUGGAUAUCUAUUCUCCAGCUUGAGGGGAAGUGUUGGAGGAUGCCGAUGGCCCAAGCCCAUAUCUGAAUGGGAUCUGCUCUCAUUUAAUUGCAUUUAGUUGUAUCUUUAUUUUUAUUCACAUUUCAAAGUUAGGAUCAGAUCUUAGAAUUAAUUAGUUUUGAUCUUCUUUAGUUUGUAUUUCAGAUCUGAUCAUGUAUGACUCUCUCAACAGAUUUGGUCAUAUCUGGUUAUUUCCCUAGCCUUAGUUUCCUAUAUGUAUCUGUGCAUACUCUAAAUAAAAAAUCUGAAGCUGCAUUAUCAAUUGCUCAGCCGAUUUCUUCAAAAACUUGUCUUCCUUGUGAGAGAGAAAUCAAACAAUAGAGAGAGAGAGAGAGAAUGAGCCAGAAUAAAGGAAUGAGAUGGAGAAGGGGGAGCAGUUGAGAGAAUGGGGAGUUGAGAAGGUGAGGUUGAUAAAGUGAAAACAAGUGGGAAGAAAGUGAGAUGGAGAGAAAAAGAUGGAUAGAAGAGAAGAGGUGAUAUUGAGAGGCUGAGUGGCAUGGCAAAGGUAAAAGAGAUCAAAGAAGUGGCGCCUUAGAAGAAGUAUCCACUUCUACUUAAGUUGGAUACUGGGUUCAUUCGUUUUGUUUUGAUGGGAUAUGCUUAAUAUGGAACCUUGAUUCUCAUACCUUUGCUUUUGAUGGGUCCAAUACUGAGUUCAUUGGCCAAGUUUAUAAGAGGAGGAGGCCUAGUGAGAAGUCUAAAACCUAGAAUGGAGAAGUCAGCCUGAUUUAAAAGGCUAGAGCUAACCCACAGCCUAAUAACCCUGUUGAGGGCAAUGAGUGGCAGUUUUCUGGGGUCGAGUACCCCAGUGUUAGGCAUCCAAUGGAAUUGUGGUGACUUGGGAUCAAGAUGCUCAAAAUUGGACCAGUAAUUGAAUUGGUUAAGCAUUGGUUCAAGAGUUAAUAAUCAAAACUAUAGUAAACUUGUCAAGUCACUGGUUUUAAUGGUUUGUUGGUUCAAUAGGGCAGAUUGACCUGAAUUUCCAUACUAUGCUUGGAAGAGCCCUUGACCUCUCAAACAUCAGUGAAGUUUACUCUAUUCUGCAAUGUUUUUCUUUUUUUUUCCUGCUUAAACUACUGUAACUGGCACUAGUUGGCUAUAAUUAUCCCUUUUUCCUCUUAUUUUUUGCAUUGAAGAGGUUGCAACUGGUUGUUCUGGUACUAUUUGAAUAUAUAAGUUUUUAAGGUUCCAUCAACUUGUGCUUGUGCACACGUCUUUUCUUUUGUUCUUUUUUCAACUAAAAGUUUGCUUUGAUCUGUUGAUCAAUGUUUGAUUUGAGUUGAUUAGGUUUCGUUGCCACCUUCUCCUAAAGAUGGCCUGAAGGGAUGUUCAUUGCAUUAUUUGUUGGACUGGCUGAGUGCUUGACCUCACAACCUCAUUAGUUGACUGAUGGUUGAUUUCCUGAAGUGGUUUGCUUUAAUAUGUGUUUUGCUUUGGCAUGUUGUCACUGUCCUGAUUGCCUUCCAUCACUGAGGAAAACUAUAUUUCCCAAUUUUACAAACCCAUCAGUUAUAAUGGCAUAUCCAUAAAAUCAUAUUCCAUGGAAAGGUUUCUAUUAAAAUGAUUUUGAUUAUAUAUUCAUUGUUUACUAAUUUUUUUUAUAUAGUUUAUUAUUAUUUCUUUUGCUAAUUUUAUACAAAUAGUGAAUUUCAUGAAGUUUUUCACUAAAUCUGAUUUAGUCAAAGAUUAUCAACUAUGAUAAAAUAUUAGCGUGUUACAUUUUGGUAUCAUAAGUAUUUGACACUGGUAUUUGAGAUGGGUGCAUGGAGAGAAGGAGGGAGAGAAGGAGAAGUUUGUGCCUUAUUGUGGUGAAGGUGCCUAGGAAGUUGAGGAAGAAUUUGAAAGUUUGUGCAGAGCACGUGACCUCUUAAAGAGACUAAUAUGCGCUAAAAGAUCUUGAAACUGCCAAAGGGCUAGGGAAGUUAGACUAUUUCACACUUGUGGUUGUUGUACAUAAGGUUAUAUAAAUGAGUAUUAUUACUUUUUGGUCUUCUACUGUGGAAUUGGAUGUUUGGAGAUUUCUAAAAAGGCAUCGACAUGCAGGCAGCUUGUGCUCGUCCUCUCUCUUGUAUGUGUUGUCAAUCUCUUACACUAAGAAAUUUAUGUUCUCCAUCAACUUCUUCACGCCUUGUAGCAACUAGAAACUUUCAGCAUAGAGAACAAUGUCAAGGCCAUACAGGAUUGUUUGAUUUGGAUAUUCUCAUUUCUAAAGCUAGUAAAGGUAGUAGUGAGGAUGAAAUUUUUCAGUCUCUUGUCAAUGACCGAGCAUGUGAUGCUAUAAAUGUGUCUCACAAUCUAAUUGAGGGGUUACUUCAUCGAUUUAAGGAUAAUUGGAAGUCCGCAUUUGGAAUUUUCAAAUGGGCUAGUUUGCAUUCAGGCUUUAGACACUCACCUGAAACAUAUGAUAUGAUGGUUGAUAUAUUAGGUAAAAUGAAGCAAUGGGGUAAGGUAAGAGCUCUCUUAGAAGAAAUGAGUCAGAGAAGCCUCAUCACUCUCAAUACUAUAGCUAAGGUAAUGAGAAGGUUUGCAGGUGGAGGGCAAUGGAAAGAUGCUGUCAGGAUAUUUGAUGAAAUAGAAACUCUUGGGUUGGAUAAAAACAUAGAGUCCUUGAACUUGUUAUUUGAUACCCUCUGCAAAGAGAACAAAGUGGAGCAAGCUCGUGCCGUCUUCCUGAAUCUGAAGCAGCACAUUUCACCAAAUGCUUACACAUUCAACAUUUUCAUUCAUGGAUGGUGCAAAGUUAGGCGUGUAGAUGAAGCACAUUGGACAAUCCUAGAGAUGAAAGGACAUGGUUUUCGUCCUAGUGUUAUAAGCUACACAACCAUCAUCCAGUGUUAUUGUCGAGAGCAGAAUUUUAAUAGGGUUUAUGAGCUCCUUGAUGAAAUGCAAGCUCAAGAUUGCUCUCCAAAUGUGAUCACUUUCACAGGCAUCAUAUUUGCGCUGGCAAAGGCAGAAAAUUUUGAGGAAGCUUUGCAAAUGGCUGAGAGGAUGAAGUCUGUUGGAUGUAAGCCUGAUACACUUUUCUACAAUUCCUUGAUUUAUACACUGGGCAGAGCAGGCAGAGUACAUGAUGCUAUUUAUGUAUUCAAAGUGGAGAUGCAAAAUGCUAGUCUUACCCCAAAUACAUGCACAUAUAAUACAAUGAUUUCCAUGUUUUGUGAUCAUGCAGAGCAAAGUAAGGCCUUUGAACUACUCAAGGAGAUGCAAGAUUCUGGCCUUUGUAAGCCUGAUACUCAGUCUUACCAUCCAUUGAUCAAAUCAUGCUUUAAAGCUGGAGUUAUAGACAGUUGUUUGAAUGAUAUACUGGAUUAUAUGGUCAAUAAACAUCGUCUUUGUCUUGAUAUUUCAACAUACACACUCAUAAUUCAUGGACUUUGUAGAGCAGAUCAAUGUGAGUGGGCUUACUCAAUAUUUGAGGAGAUGAUUAAUCAUGGCUUAGUUCCUAGACACAGAACUUGCCGUUUGCUGCUGGAUGAAGUUAAACUGAAAAAUAUGUAUGGAGCUGCUGAGAAAAUUGAAGAUGUCAUGAAGAAACUUUUAUGAAUUUCACGUUUUUGGAAUGGCGAUGCUUAUCCAAGCAUGACUUUUGAUGGAUUGUUGACGUGCAUCAUAUUACUCAUUAAAUAAAUAAAAUUACUUAAAACUAGUUGUCAAAAGAAAGCUGCUUGAGAUCAUUUAAAUUCAGAUUAACAUCCAAUUUUGUUAAUGCCUUUAAUUAUGUAUCUAAAUGUUAGAAUUACAGUGUGUGUGAGCGACUUUUAAUUUUCUUCCCCGACAAAGUUAAU
This is a messenger RNA of Prosopis cineraria, 6435 nucleotides long. Its product is annotated as pentatricopeptide repeat-containing protein At3g04130, mitochondrial. Lineage: Eukaryota; Viridiplantae; Streptophyta; Magnoliopsida; Fabales; Fabaceae. The transcript is spliced from 3 exons. The coding region runs from base 4688 to 6193 and encodes 501 amino acids. Gene Ontology annotation, molecular function: protein binding. The record is from RefSeq and is a predicted model, not a curated record.